This is a messenger RNA of Nothoprocta perdicaria, 2589 nucleotides long. RefSeq lists its product as uncharacterized. Lineage: Eukaryota; Metazoa; Chordata; Aves; Tinamiformes; Tinamidae. The record is from RefSeq and is a predicted model, not a curated record. The transcript has 8 exons. Bases 450 to 1250 code for a protein of 266 amino acids.
GAAUAAUGCUUAUUUUUAUUUCAGGGGACAUCUUUCUCAUAUCUGGAGAUUCGAAGAAGCAGAGCUCACGUGUGUGCCAGUGCUGAGCUGUGGUCCAGAAGACAGGCUGUGUGCAGAAGUGUUCUGCAAGUGCCUUUACUGUUUGUUACCCCAGCACUGAGGAGCAAGUGUUCAGCCCAAACAGAAUGAUAUUGAGACGUUCCUGAGGUUAAUGAAACACAUUUUUUAUGGAACCACUCCGCUGCUGUAUAAACGAAUAUGCUGAAGAAGUUACCAGGAAGUUAUAUCUGAUAUAGUUAAUUAGUAAUUCUUUAUAGAGAAGGAUGCUGUAAAACAGGCUCAAAAUCCACGAUCCUUGACUCGCUGCAUGAAGAAGUGUCAGAGAGAAGAGCGUGUCCUGCUCCUGACCGAGCCCAGCAGACGGGCGCCGGGACCGUGGCCGGCGCAGGAUGCCGAGCGUUCAGGUCUUGCUUCUCGUGCUCUUGCUGGCCACUGAUUCUCUGUGUCAACAAGCUUCAGAACCCAACUGCACAGGAAUUGCUGACUUUCAGGACUGUCAGGGUAAUACGGAUAACUUUUGCCCAACUGGUAUUUCUUGUCAAUGUAAAAAUGAAGAGCCUUUUUGCAGAUGUCAUUACUACCGAGUGGGCUGGAGGGACUAUUGGUACAUGGGUCCCAAAUGCAAUCAACUGUGGAACACAUUGGAUUUGAUUUUAGUGACUGUUCUUCCUGCAGUCGCACUGUCUUUUGUAGUUGGUGUAAUAUGCCAGUGUAUAUACUACUGCAAAGGUAGAAAAAACACGAAACAGGCAAAUGCUCCACACCGUAACGCACGGCAUAAUCCUGCAUUUACUGCCGAACCGACUGAUAACUUGGGAUAUGUUUCUCAGCACCAGCCAAGGGAUGGCUGGGUUGGACAAAAUAUGAGAUUGCCAAAAGCUCAACAGAUGAAACCAGAUUUUAAUCCGUACCCAACGCCAAGUCAGUUAGAACAUAACAGUCCCAUGUCACCAGUGAGGAGACCUGAUCCACUUCCUCUGAGAGACUACUCUCCCACACGCCACCCUCAGCAAUAUGAUAGAUAUGACCAUCCAAGCUAUAAUUUGCCGUAUCCAGAUUAUGCAGAGGAGAGACGGUAUCCGAGAUACGAUGUGUCUCACAAUGCUGCACGACCAAGGGAUGAUCCAAAUGAUGAAAGAUCAGUAAGACCUUACGGGCUAGGCCACUCAGGAAAUAGAUAUAACUACUAGAAAUUCUUAGAAAUUCUUGAAAAGGUAUAGAAAGUAAUUAGAAAGCAAAUCAUAAUGUUUAUGAAAAUACGAUCUGGUUUAUUUAGUCUGUAAUUGAUAUCCAUUUAGCUUUUUGAAUACUUGAUUUUCUUCUUAGUUCAUAUAGCCACUUCUAAAUGGUGCUUAAAUUCUUGCACAUCAGGGUCCCUGGGUUCUCUCAUGGUCAACAGUGUUGUCCUUUGCCUAAAUAACAAGAAGUACCUAUCAGCAAAAGCAAGAAAACUCAUAAGAAGGGAAAAAGCCUUUCCAAAACUCAGUAGGAGGAAUAACAAAUAGGUCUAGUUAUCAUCAUUCUUUCUUCAUUGCUUCCCAGCAAAUGGAAGGUUUAAAUCCUCAUUAAUUGUAAAGCAGGGAGGGGAGGCAUUUUUCUUGUUUCACAAGAAGUCUUGUUCAAAGACAGCUUCUGCCCGAUUUUGCUUCUCAGUUUCUACUUGACCCGUCUUUUUAUUGGUAAUGUUGGCUCCACUCUGUGUCAUGAUCUCCCUCUCCAUGCAUAAUUCUGGUUCCUCAUGUGAUGCUUUUAUCGGAACCAUGAAUUUCGCUGUCAAAAAUUGCAUAGGUUCUUUGGGACAACAUAGCAGACCAAGCCUGCUGUUUCCUGACUGACUUUUUUUUUUUCCCCCCUCCUUAAAAAGCCAGUAUUUAAGGAAUGAAAACCACAAAUCAAAUACAGUUUUGAACUGAGUAGUAAAGUCUGUAUUCCUGCAGACCUUCAGGAUUAGGCAGAAGGCAGAGGGUGGGAGGUAGCAGUGCCUCUGCUCUCGGGCAUUGCUCCCUGGUCUCACCAAUUCUGCUGGCAUUGUACAAACGGAGCCAAGGCGCUCGGAUUUCCAGUAUCCCAAGACUAAUCAAAUAACAUAUUGACUGUAGCCUUCUGAGCCUGUGAGUUCAGGGACACAUCUCUUGUUUCUUUUUCACUUUGUGGCUUCCUUAAGUAGUUGUCUUUUUGAUCCUAAUAGCUCAGAUGUUUUGCCUUUUGAAAUACAGUGGCUUUUAUUGUAACCUGUUUUAUAAAUAAUGAAAAUAAACUGUGGAAAAUCAGCUACCUUACAAUUAGCUAAUAAAUAAGAAACUGAAGACUUGAAUAUUGUUCCAGUUUUUCAAAAAGUCUCAAUUAUGCUUUAAUAACAAGUGAUUUCUUUAACUUUAGAUAAUAUGCGAAGCUAUAAAACAAAUGAAAACAAAAUGUGAAGGUUUCUAGAAAUGUGACAAUAUUGAUGUUUCUUUUUGAUGAAUCACAACAUUCUUCUUUGAACACCUCUGUGCCUUAUCUGCAUCCUGACACUGUCCAUGCUCUGCA